GGCACUAAAAUUAUUUGCAGAUUUUAGUUUCCGCAGUUUUCUAACACACAGGAGUGUUGGUUCCAGGGAUUUUUUAUCAUCUUGUCCGCGGCUGAUUGGCCGAACGCCGAAAUGCAGAUCUUCGUGAAAACUCUCACGGGAAAGACCAUCACCCUUGAGGUCGAACCUUCGGAUACCAUUGAGAAUGUGAAAGCGAAAAUCCAGGAUAAAGAAGGUAUUCCGCCGGAUCAGCAGCGUCUGAUAUUCGCUGGCAAGCAGCUGGAAGAUGGCCGGACUCUUUCUGACUACAACAUUCAGAAAGAGUCAACUCUCCACUUGGUCCUUCGCCUGCGCGGUGGUGGUAAGAAAAGGAAGAAGAAGAACUACACUACCCCGAAAAAGAUCAAGCACAAGAGGAAGAAGGUCAAGCUAGCGGUCCUGAAGUUUUACAAGAUCGACGAAAACGGAAAGAUCACUCGUCUGCGCCGGGAAUGCCCGAACGAAGAAUGUGGCGCCGGGACUUUCAUGGCCAAUCAUUUUAACCGACAAUAUUGCGGGAAGUGUUAUUUAACAUACGUGUUUCAAGAAAAGGGUGCUGGUGCUGGGACCAGUAAGGAGAAGUAAAACCAUCUCUCAUGUCGCAUUGUUUUAUUUGUUUUGUAUUUCGGAUGAGCAGAUUCAAAUUAAAACGAUGUGAAUAGUA
This is a messenger RNA of Paramacrobiotus metropolitanus, 682 nucleotides long. RefSeq lists its product as uncharacterized. Gene Ontology annotation, biological process: protein ubiquitination; translation; modification-dependent protein catabolic process. Gene Ontology annotation, molecular function: structural constituent of ribosome; ubiquitin protein ligase binding; protein tag activity. Bases 112 to 603 code for a protein of 163 amino acids. The record is from RefSeq and is a predicted model, not a curated record. The transcript has 5 exons. NCBI's taxonomy places the organism in Eukaryota, Metazoa, Tardigrada, Eutardigrada, Parachela, Macrobiotidae. Gene Ontology annotation, cellular component: ribosome; nucleus; cytoplasm.